AUGGAAGACCGGAGAAGGAAGAGUAGUGCAGUUAUGUUGGCGAAUUUUUCGAAGUAUCCCGUAUAUUUGGGCUUUGGAAAUGUGCUUGAGCCCCAGCUUUCCUAUCGCUUGUCGUCACAUUAUAUGCCACUGGGUAAAAUUGGUGGUAAACCCGCUUGGUUAAAUCCUGUCAGUCUUCCUGCUAAUAAUUCUCUUCUUUGUCGAGUUUGCGAGAAACCAAUGGUAUUUUUGAUUCAAGUUUAUGCUACAAGCCCCAAUGACCAAGAUUAUUCCUUCCAUCGUACUUUAUUUUUCUUCAUUUGUCGAAACUCACAGUGUUCACAAAAUAAUGAUGCCAGUAACGUUCGCGCUUUCCGGUGUACUUUACCGCGAUUCAAUGAUUUUUAUGGUUUCGAACAGCCCAUCGAUCCUGAUCUAGAAGGUGAUGUUCCAGAUCCGUUCUGGAAGCAAACAUAUCCUCAUCUAUGCCAGAUUUGUGGCUGUAGUGCUACAAAGAAAUGUGCACGUUGCGAAUCUGCGUGGUAUUGUAGUCGCGAACAUCAGGCAAUUGAUUGGAGUUCGACACAUAAAAAAAAGUGCUGUAAACAGAGUUCUAAUGAGGAUCAGCUGCAGUUGCAUCUUUCUACAAUUCCUGAUAGUGAAGAAAAAGAUAAUGAAAAUGAUUGGAUGAAACGUAAACGAAGUAUUGCGAUAAAUGCAUUUGUUUUCCCAGAAUAUGCAAUAGAAAUGGGCAUAGAACACUUGCCAGGAAGUAAUCAUACUGAUAGUGAUGAUGAUAAUAGUGAUAGUGAUGACGGUAAUGCAGAGAAACGUAUGGAGGAAUACAGGCAAUAUAUAAUAAAGCAUAAGAGCCCGUGCGAUUAUGGUAAUGGUGAUUUGGAAGAUUUAGAAGAUUUUGCUGAUAAAGAUACUGCUUUCAAAUAUUUUAAUAAGGUAGUAUCGCUGAAUCCUGAACAAGUGUUGCGUUAUAGUCGGGGUGGUGAACCAUUGCUAGCAACUGAUCAUGCACCACCACCUGAAGCAAUUCCACCGUGUUCUCUUUGUGGAUCGGAGCGGCAAUUCGAGCUUCAACUUAUGCCCCAUCUUUUGGCACUUAUUGGCGUUGAUGAUCUCGGUAAAAGUAUUGACUGGGCUACAUUGAUGCUAUAUACAUGUGCUCAGAACUGCCAUGUGCCUAAUGAUGGUUAUGCUGAGGAAUAUGUUCAUAAACAAGAUUUUCAUUGA
Messenger RNA from Brugia malayi, 1224 nucleotides. It is a transcript of the gene Bma-pdcd-2, whose product is annotated as Programmed cell death protein 2, C-terminal domain containing protein. The record is from RefSeq and is a predicted model, not a curated record. Bases 1 to 1224 code for a protein of 407 amino acids. NCBI's taxonomy places the organism in Eukaryota, Metazoa, Nematoda, Chromadorea, Rhabditida, Onchocercidae. Gene Ontology annotation, cellular component: cytoplasm; nucleus. The transcript has 8 exons.